Messenger RNA from Coniophora puteana RWD-64-598 SS2, 1662 nucleotides. RefSeq lists its product as uncharacterized. Bases 1 to 1662 code for a protein of 553 amino acids. The transcript has a single exon. NCBI's taxonomy places the organism in Eukaryota, Fungi, Basidiomycota, Agaricomycetes, Boletales, Coniophoraceae. The record is from RefSeq and is a predicted model, not a curated record.
AUGACCACACUGAAUCAAAAGAAAGUGCAGCAUCCUGCCGUGGAAAUUGAAGACGAAGGGUUGGAGGUCCUCACCAUCCUACACGAAGACGCGUCUGGAACGAAGGACACCACGCGCUCCAGGAUAUGCGACCUGCCGUCCGAGUUGCUCGCCCGUAUCAUGUUAACAUGCAUGUUCCUGGACUUCGGCUCCCAAGAUUCUCAGUUGAUCCUUCUCACUCACGUCUGCUGGUACUGGCGGUCUGUUGCCCUCUCCUACCCUCAUCUUUGGUCCUACUUUGGCGUAGAUAAGAGCUCGAACCCAGAUAGGAAGAUGGUCUUUCUAGAACGGUCCAAAUCAGCGCUCUUGAAUAUCAACGUUAAUUUCUCCUCACUUCUGGCAAUGGACGCCUCCUUGAUCAAAGCUAUAGUACGCGCGAUCAGGCAAACAUCGAGGCUGCGUUGUCUUGAGCUCCGAGUUGCCGAGAUAGAUCUCUUCGAGGGCCUGUUGGCGGAUCCCGCUCCCUAUCUUCAGGAUCUCAAGCUUGUCUACCAGCCUGAGGAUCACGACGCUAUAUGGACGAGGCGAAUUGAUUGUGAACUUUUCGGUCGGGAGACGCCAGCCUUACGAAAACUCUCCCUAUACGGAUGCACUCUCAUCUGGGGCUCGAUGAUCUUCUCCGGGCUCACACGACUCGAGAUCGAGCACCUCUUUGAUGACUUUCAGAUCAGUACUUCGGAGUUUCUGGACACCCUUAACUGCUGCGCGCCAACUCUGGAGGUCCUCAAGCUCACCGGCUGCUUGGCCCACGCCACCGCUUCCUCUCCCUUGUGGACAACGUACCGUGAGGCAGUGAAGCUUCCCCGCCUCGAUUAUCUGCACUUGGACGAGUUGUAUUUCUCCGACUUCUCGCAUUACCUGUCUUGUCUCGAUCUCCCACCCACUGCCCACAUUAGCGUGUCUCACGUGGACGAACACAAUCCGGAACUCGACAUUCCAGCUGCUGGCUCGAUGCUCCCCGAACGGCUUUUCUCCCCAUCUGAUCCUUACGCGGGCCCUUCAUGCUAUCUUAGACUGUUGUUCAUCAAAGGGAAGAAAGGGCUCUUCGGGCUGACGCUCUGCAACAAGGACGUUCAUGUAGGCAAGGCGCCAUGGUACCGCUAUGAACCGGAGCGGGAGAGACGCCUACCUCUCAGCGCUUCAUUUCGCUGGCCCGUAGACGAGGAUGCAGGGCUCAGCGCGUAUAGCCGUAACCUCCACAAAAGCCUUCCUCUGUCGGACGUCCACACCUUAAGAUUGGAUGGCGAUUACGUACCCACCGAACGCUCGUUUUGGGAAGGACUAUUUCUCAAUGCCACGAACGUACACCACCUAUUCCUUGGCUCCGCACUUCGCGAAGGCCAUCUGGUGAGCGUCUUGGACGCCCUUACUCCCCAGGCUGAAGAGUCUUCGGAGGCCGGUGGUGUAAUCCUUUUGCCCCGUCUAGCUCAUCUGCAUAUCUCGACUAGACGCGUCGCGAACGUGGAAAGUCAGCACGUGGUUGACGUUCUCAAUGCCCGUGCGCACGCAGGGGCAAAUGUGGAGAUCGUGACCGUUCAAAAAUCCAGCAAACCAAGGUUGAAGGCGUACGCGGUGUCUAUUGGAGCUACGAUGGUCGUCGAUUUGUACAGCAGGGGGCAGUAG